AUGUCCGUUUCUGCGUCAAACUGUGCAAUCAGGUACGGGUUUCUGGUAGAAAGUCAAACCCUUGUCCACCCAAUAAAUGUCGAGAACCAGUUCGGUAGAGAGGGCUGGGUGAAUCGUGGACACGACCUGACACAAAGAGCUUCCGGUGGCUGGGUGAGUGCAGGUGGCCACUCUAUGGAUACAGCUCCGGGUGUGACAGUCCAGGCAUGGCAUGCCCCACGUCCGCCACAGGCGUCCAUUUCUCGGCGACUUUCCGACACGGAGUCGGAAAAGGGAGGCGGUCACGACAGUGGCAACCGAAGAGGUGGUGGCAACCGAAGAGGUGGUGGCAAUCCUUCGACACGACAGGGGGAUCCUGUUGCGCAGGCUACAGGAUACAGCACCGUUGCGCAACACAGUGAGGGCACAGUGAGCACGCCCAGGCCGUCAGGGACAGGAGAGCAGCACCUCCGCACCCAGGCACCUACAGGGAGACGCAGCUCAUCAUUGCAAACUUCUCCCACUACUGGCGGAGCGCCGGCCAUGCCGGCCCUAGCGCGAUUCUUCGGAACCCGGAGCGGUUCGCCUCAUCGCGGCGCUAUCUGUGCCUCGUGCAGUUCUCUAGAUGCAGCUCUGGAUCUGCUUAUGGAGACCCGGCGACGGAUACGGCUUGCCGAUGUUCGGGCAUCUGAUAUGAUAUCGGAACUAGAGCGGCAGUAUGCGACGCAUGCCCGAUCCGUUGGACAAGGGAACGGACGAAGGGGAGACGAGGCUCCGCUCGUCAGUAUUUACCAGAAGCUACACGACGCACGCCGAGCUGCAACGAAGGAGCAAAGUGAUCUACGGCAGCAAGAAGCCACUUUGAGAGGCUUUGUAGACGUAGUUAAUCGAGACCGUCGGAGAGAGGAAGAAAGGUAUCGCCGCCGGCUACGGGCCGCCCUGGAAGUUGCGAGUGCCGAACGGGCUCUGAAUCGCACCGAGGCGGAAAUGCGUCGGUACCGUCGAGUGGUGGAACAGCAUAGGCUUCUUCAACAGUUAGAAGCUUUGACGUUGCGAGAACCUUCCAGCGAACAGCGUCGGCGGAUACGCGCUGAAGCAGAGGUGAUACGGGGACAACUGCACCAGGAGGCUGAGGCAAUAAUGCAUCCGCGUCGCAGCGGGAGAAAACCCGCCUGA
Molecule: messenger RNA, 1155 nt
Organism: Neospora caninum
Lineage: Eukaryota; Apicomplexa; Conoidasida; Eucoccidiorida; Sarcocystidae
Exons: 1
Coding region: 1-1155 (384 amino acids)
Source: RefSeq, a predicted model, not a curated record